Messenger RNA from Cercospora beticola, 2881 nucleotides. RefSeq lists its product as uncharacterized. The record is from RefSeq and is a predicted model, not a curated record. Gene Ontology annotation, biological process: double-strand break repair via homologous recombination; mitotic G2 DNA damage checkpoint signaling. Gene Ontology annotation, cellular component: Mre11 complex. Gene Ontology annotation, molecular function: damaged DNA binding; protein binding. Lineage: Eukaryota; Fungi; Ascomycota; Dothideomycetes; Mycosphaerellales; Mycosphaerellaceae.
CCCAAGUCCUGAUCCAUGUGCCGGCGACGCCGCAGCCAUGUGGGUGAUAUCGUGCAGCGAUGCAAAUUGGGAGGGUCGGAAAAAAUGGCUGCGCCCAGGAACAAAGCACUCAUUCGGACGAUCAUCCACGAAACCGGACGAAGUCGAUUACGCCCAUAACAUCUCGCACAAGAGCGUGUCGCGGAAACACCUCAUCCUGACGGUCGGCGACGUCUCCUCGAACGAUACUACCAAUCUCCACAGCAAGAGCAAAAUCACGAUUGUCGCACAGGGAAAAACAGGUACUUGGCUCGACGGAGAACGAUUGCCUGCAGAAGACCAGUCGAGGACGCUCAGUGGUAAUAAGCAUACUCUGCAACUGGGCCAACAGGAGACUACACUUACGCUCGAAUGGCGUCCUGUUGUACUUGCCUUCACGGCUGGUGUUCCAAAAUCGGCGAAAGCGAAGGGCACAGCAUUAGCAGCUGAGCGCCAGAAGCUGGAUCGUUGCGACAUCAAGUUAGCUACCGAGUACAUUUCGAACACAACUACACACGCGAUCGCAAAGAAACGCAAUACAUCUGCAGUUUUGCAGGCUUUGUUACAAGCGAAAUGGGUUGUAUCUGCUUCCUUCGUGGACGCUCUGGCAACAGCGUGCAAACAAGACGGAAGAGAGCAAAACGGAUCGCCACGUCCCAGCCUUCUCGAGCAGGAUUUCGAUAAGAACUGGCCGAACGAGGAAGAUCACAUCUGUCCCAGUGCUGGCGAGCCCGUGACGCGCCCGGACAGUUGGCUGAAGCCUAACACUGCGCGCACUGAGCUUUUCCAGCACUGCAAUUUUGUGUUCUUGGAUUCCGAUCAGCACGAGUCCUUAGCGCCAGUAGUGAAUGCUGGUAAUGGCAAAGCUCUCUGCUUUCACUUCACGCUCGGGCAAACAACGGUGGCAGAAGUUGUGAAGUAUGUCAAAGAUGUUUCUGGAAACAAGGAGCCAGGUCGUUUCGUGCUCAGUGAUCGAACCGGACCCGGCGGGAUCGUGAUUGUUCGAGCAAGAGAUACAGACACAUUUAGUGAUGUCCAUCGCCAACUUGAUGCUGCCCUCGGACAGAUAUCAAUCGAACAAAACGAACUUCUUGAUGCCAUUCUGUCGGUAGACGCAACCAUGCUGCGAAGGCCACUACCGGCGACUCGAGGCAGUGGUAAGGAAGCGGCCAUCUCGAGCUCCAUUCCAACUCCUCCAGGUACUGUGGGGGCUCCCUUAGCAACAAUGUUGGCAUCGAGCUCGAUGCCACGCCCUCCUCAAGGCACUUCGGACAGUGUGGUUGCUGAAAGCCAGCAACCACCAACUUCCGCACGAGUACCGCCGCAGAGUCGAACCCGAGGCGAAGCACAGAUACAGGAGCCAUCAGAGGCGCCUCCCGCAAAACGGCGACGCCGUUUCGUGACCCAGAAAUUUCAAGGCUUCGAUGACUUCGAACCAAGUGCUGUCGCGCGUCCGGCGUCGAACUCGCCGCCGCCAUCAGUCCCUCAGCAGAGCCAAAGUCAGACACCAGUAGUGCAGAGCAGGGUUGUCGAAGAAGAGUUCGCACGCCCUGCUGUGCCUGCAAGUCAACGCAAGGCACAAAAGAGACCAGCCCCGAUCGAGGAGGAGGACGAAGUUGAGGAGACUGCCGAGGAGAAGUACGAGCGUCGCUUCCCAGGCCAAGCACGCUUGAAACGACAGAGGACAGAGGAAGCUGCAGCAGAAGCAGCAAAACAGGCCGCUAAAGCUGCAUCUGCAUCUACCGAACCAACGGCUCAAGCUGUGCCCGCUGCUACCGAGAAGGAAGAUGUUAAGAAGGAAAAGGCGAAAGGCAGGGCCAAGCAGACCAAGCAGGACGCAGAUAUCAAAGCCAAGAUCACGGCCAAACGAGAAGAAGAGGAAGAACAGCAUCGGCGCGAAGAGGAGAGACUACUAGAAGGCCUUGCUCCAGGAGAAGAAAUACCGGAUCUGGGUAAUGUUGAAAAGCACCCGGGCAUCUGCGUGGAGUAUGAGCUGCCGAUCCGAGAUCCUCGUCCUACGAUCACGAUCAGCGACAAUCCGGACUGGGCUGGCCGACCCAACUACAAGAAGUUCAAGAAGCGACGGGCAGCGGUGCAGCACGACAACGGCGCGGGAACCCCAAACUCGGAAGCAGGUGUCAUCAUACCGCUGGAGGAGAUCCAAUCGCGUGGCAGCGGCCUGGGCGACGAAUACUGGCUCGAGCACGGCGACCUGAACCCUCGACACUUGAAGGAAAAGAAAAGCAACGGCAAGUCUCAAUCACAGUCAAGCGCGCGCAAUUCGCAAGCAAAUCGUCGUGUCACAGCACAAGGUAUCUUCUCAGUCAGUCUCGGCGAGGGUAACGCCCGCGAAGAGGUCGAUGAUGAGGAACGCGCGGUAUUUCGUCGCCGGCUCCAGACCAGUCGAGAACAAGAUGAAGCUGAAGCGGAGGCUAAUGCACUUUUCGACGGUCCGCGGUCGUCUAGAGGUACGACCGGGUCGACGAGCCAGUCGACUCUCGGCACUGAGACGCAGAAGAAGGCUGCGGGAAAGAGACCGGCUACGACUCAGUUGGGACCGGCUGCAACGAAGAAGGCGAAACAGAAAAUUGCCAUGACUGCUUUUACUAGUGGGAGAACCGAGUCUCCAGCGGUCGGAGCUGCGGAUGACGACGAUGAUGACGAUCCAAGAGCUUUCCGGCGAAGGAGGCGGUGAAUUGUGACACGAUAGGGGCCGGAUAUGCGCAGUGUCUCCAUGUCGGCAUCCUUUGAUGAGGGCCAACAUGUCUUCACAGUUUGUGGAGCAAAGCGAGGUAGCUAGUAUCGAUACUACUCUGUCAGUCAGCGCACUUUCGUGUUCCCCACUGUGGUAGAAGAGCAGCUC